UUAAACACUGCUACAGUCCACUCCUCUGCCGCAGUGUUGUAGAUGUUGAUCAUUUGAUGAUGCUGUCCCUGUUGCCGGAAACGAAAUGGGUUUGAUUCCUAACCCUAACCCUAACCCUAAUGCUAAACCCAAGCAACCUGCGUUUUGCUUAAAAUGGCCAUGGAAUGAUGCAAACCCUAGCCCUAGCCCUAGCCCCUGCAAGUUUGAGGGUCCUUUGCCAUUGAAAUCUCUCCAAAACCUUGGCUUAAUCGCUUUCAAUUUUGCGAGCUCUGUUUCGAGUUGGAAGAAGAAAACGAGUCCAGCUGCAGCGUCGGAGUCGGAGGCAGAGGCAGAGGCGUUUGCGUCGGCUCUGGCGAGCGGGAAGGAAGCGACUUUGUUGGAGUUCUACUCCCCCAAGUGCAGGCUCUGCAAUUCCUUGCUCAAAUUUGUCUCCGAAGUCGAAACCAGAAACUCUAAUUGGCUCAACAUUGUUAUGGCUGAUGCUGAGAACCCCAAUUGGCUACCCGAGGUGAUAUUUUAUCUCAAUGCCAGUGACACACUAGGUUUUUCCACCACAUGCCUAAAUCAAGGAAGAGCUUUUGAAACAAACUUGUGCAUGCUUGUCAUCAUUCUGUAAAACAAUCUGGAUUUGAAUCAUGUGACUAGCAUACAACUCAAUUGAUUCUCUAGCACUGGUCUUCGGUCUUCCCAGUUUUGGCCAGGCUGGAAAAAUGAUCAAACAGCAAUAAAAAUGGAUAACUCUUCAUAUAAGCUGCCUUUCUGUUUAAUUUUCCUUUUUCUGUUAUAUUUUUUAUUCUGUUAGUUCAGGGUUCCACUUGUUUUACAUUGUUUAACAUAUUUGAUUAUUACUACUGUCAUUUGUUUGUGCUAUGGAAAUUGGGUAUACUUGUCAUUGGUUUAAGAUGGAUUUUGGCUGGGUAUCAUACCUUAUUAACAUUUACUUUGUUGCUUUGUGAAAGUUUUUUUUUUAUAUUGUUUUGUUUCUUUAACUCAAAAGUACGAGUAUAUAUCAAAGUUGGUCAUUAGAAAGAAUUAAAUGUGACAAGGGAGCUUAUCAAAGCUUAAUAAAAUAAUUAUUCAUGUUAUCUCCUAGAGUAAGUAUGCUGAACUACAUUUGCGCAGACCUGACCUCGCACUGUCAGUCUCAUGCUCCCAAGCCUUCUUUUCUCCUCCUCUUUUAGAUGCAGACCUGUUUCUCUAUCUUUUUUUUUCAAAUGUGAUGAUCCUCAGUAUAUCCCUCUCGAGAAGUAUUGCAUUCUUGCCUCUUCUUGAAAAUACUUUUUGGCUUUUUUAUUUUUUGUUCAUUCUUUCAGAAUUACCUUUGCAUGCAAACCAUUCUAAUUUUCUUUACACUCCAGCUGCUGCUUAAAUGAGCUUAACCUGAUAUCUUGCCUUGGAUUAUGUACAGCAUGCAUUGUAACAAAUGCUGCUUCCACAUUAAACUUACCUUUUAACUGUCGGAUUAUACCUUGGACAAUCUCAUUUGUUAGCAUAUGCUAUUAAAAAUUGACAAAUGGACAAUGCCAGCAUUUUAUCCAAACAGAGAGUACCAUCCCAUCCUACGAUCACUCUUGAGCCGAAAAGUUCAAAACAUUACAUUCUAAGUCCAUUUUCAUAUAUAUGUCCUUCAAUGCAUCUAGUUUUGAUAUGCAAGGGAUCCAUUUUGACAUAUUUCUGUGUGAAACUUCAGAUGAUGGUUCUGACAAGAAACAUCAAUUUUUUGGAGGGGUAUGAGAAGAGCAUCAAAUUUUAAUUUAAGAUUAAAACACAUUGUUGAUGAGAGAUUUGAGGCCCUUAUCCUUUACUUGAUGGAAACAGCCGAGGUCCAAAUUUAGGAUGGACUUACAAGUUUUCUUUGAAUACUUUAACCAUUAAUUAAGGCUAUUACUUCUCGAUAUUCUUGCAUGACCUUCAUUGAAAUUGGUUUUGCUAUCUUUUAUACCUUGAGGAUAAUGUUGUAUACGAAUAACUCAAUAUUUUAUUUAUUUGUUUAAUCUCAGGAGAAUACAUUUUGUUCAUAAUGACUUCUUGCUGACUUAUUUUUAAAUCUUCCUA
This is a messenger RNA of Glycine soja, 2055 nucleotides long. Its product is annotated as thiol:disulfide interchange protein TxlA homolog. The transcript is spliced from 2 exons. Gene Ontology annotation, biological process: cell redox homeostasis. NCBI's taxonomy places the organism in Eukaryota, Viridiplantae, Streptophyta, Magnoliopsida, Fabales, Fabaceae. The record is from RefSeq and is a predicted model, not a curated record. The coding region runs from base 86 to 616 and encodes 176 amino acids.